Pyrus x bretschneideri (Chinese white pear) is the source of this 649-nucleotide messenger RNA. RefSeq names its product photosystem II reaction center W protein, chloroplastic. NCBI's taxonomy places the organism in Eukaryota, Viridiplantae, Streptophyta, Magnoliopsida, Rosales, Rosaceae. Gene Ontology annotation, cellular component: photosystem II; chloroplast. Bases 110 to 508 code for a protein of 132 amino acids. The record is from RefSeq and is a predicted model, not a curated record. Gene Ontology annotation, biological process: photosynthesis. The transcript is spliced from 2 exons.
UAAUCUGUGAAUUGCUCAAAACCCCUGUAAACUGCAACUUGUUGUCAUAUAUUCGGUUCCACUGCAGAUUGCCCCUAAGCUUCUUUGAGCUUUCCAAAACUAAACAGAAAUGGCAACCAUUACUGCUAGCACUGCAGCCUCGUCUGUCGUUAGGGCAAGCCUUGUGCACAAGCCAUCUGCUGGGGCUCCAUCCUCAACUGUUUUGGCUUUGCCGUCACUUGCGAGAAAGGGAAGAGUGAGCUGCUCUAUGGAAGGAAAGAAGGAGAGCAACUCAAACAUGGCCAAGGAUGGAUCUUUGGCGGCAGCAGUUAUGGCGGCGACCAUGUCAAGCCCCGCUAUGGCUUUGGUGGACGACAGAUUGAGCACCGAGGGAACAGGGCUUCCGUUCGGAUUGAGCAACAACCUUCUUGGUUGGAUCCUCUUUGGGGUGUUUGGUCUCAUCUGGGCACUCUACUUUAUCUAUACUUCCUCCCUUGAAGAGGACGAAGAGUCGGGACUGUCCCUCUAAGCCAAACACCAGUGUUCCUCAAAUGAUGGAGGAAUGUAAAGAUUUCUAGUUCAUGUUUUGUAGUAAAAGCUUCCCAUUUGUGGAUCAAAUCUUUGUACUUGUGUUAUCAACUAUUUUUAAGUCAUCAUCUGAGUUUUUCCG